Molecule: messenger RNA, 525 nt
Organism: Mollisia scopiformis
Lineage: Eukaryota; Fungi; Ascomycota; Leotiomycetes; Helotiales; Mollisiaceae
Product: putative 60S ribosomal protein L12
Exons: 4
Coding region: 1-525 (174 amino acids)
Biological process (GO): translation
Cellular component (GO): ribosome; cytosolic large ribosomal subunit
Molecular function (GO): large ribosomal subunit rRNA binding; structural constituent of ribosome
Source: RefSeq, a predicted model, not a curated record
AUGCCUCCAAAGAUCGACCCCAACGAGAUCAAGGUGAUCCACCUGAGGGCCACUGGUGGAGAAGUCGGUGCUUCAUCCGCUCUUGCUCCCAAGAUUGGUCCCCUCGGUUUGUCACCAAAGAAGGUUGGAGAAGAUAUCGCGAAGGCCACUGGCGAUUGGAAGGGUCUCCGGGUCACAGUCAAGUUGACAAUCCAAAAUCGACAAGCCGCCGUCUCGGUCGUUCCCUCCGCAUCGUCCCUCGUCAUCAAAGCCCUCAAGGAGCCACCACGAGAUCGCAAAAAGGAGAAGAACAUCAAACACUCCAAGUCAAUCACACUGGAUGAGGUUAUCGAAAUUGCGCGCACAAUGAGAUUCAAGUCUCUGUCGAAGGAGCUAAAGGGAGGUGUUAAGGAGAUUCUAGGCACUGCAUUCAGCGUUGGAUGCCAGGUUGAUGGAAGAAGUCCAAAGGAUGUCAGCGAUGAUAUCGAGAGCGGAGAGAUUGAGAGUAGGGUUCCCCCCACGGUCCUCGAACAUAACACAUGCUGA